Molecule: messenger RNA, 1221 nt
Organism: Trypanosoma brucei brucei TREU927
Lineage: Eukaryota; Euglenozoa; Kinetoplastea; Trypanosomatida; Trypanosomatidae
Exons: 1
Coding region: 1-1221 (406 amino acids)
Source: RefSeq, a predicted model, not a curated record
AUGUACCAAAGCAGAACAAUGGUAUCUUUUUUGAUGGCUGCAACUCUUUUUGCGUUGUAUUUGUUUCCAUUUGGGGCCCGAGGAGACGACCCGAGGCGGAACGAUAAAUUAGUGGAGGCCCUGAGAGCAGAGUUUACGUCAUCUGGCCUCGCUGCACCACCCGAGCCACCGUCCGAUUUGGGUGUGCAUGCGACUUGCGUAAAGUUUGGACUCGCGUGCUCCGACGCGUAUGUGGACUUUCUUAAGGAUGAAGUCGCAAAACUGCAUGGCACUGCCGGUGGGAUUCCUCCUUCACAGGCAGAGAAGCCGAAGCGAGUGCCACCAACCAGUGCAGGUAAGGAACGACGAACUCCGAAGUCCCCAGUGGAGGAUAACGAUCCCACGCGUGACGUAAAACUGGAGAAGCUACAGCGUUUGCGAAAUGUGUAUCGUGAUAAAUUGCUGGAGCUACAUUCGUCAGAAAAGAGGUGGGAAUGUUUCUUCACAAGGAUUAGCAGUGUAUUGAGUUCUUUAUUACUCUCUCAUGUUUCCUCGUUCGUGUUGUGGUUCUGGACUGCCUUUGCGCCUCAUGUUCCCGUUGCCAUGCUUCUCAUGGCGGUACUUACGUGGGUAUUUUUCGGCACUCACAUCCCCAACGAGCACAUUUGCUGCCUUCGUGCUGCGAGACCUGCAUUCGCAAUGGAUCAACUCCUUGCCCGCAGUGCCCCUCCGAAAUCGGUUGCGAGCCUCGUGAUUGAGCGGGAGCGGUGCUCUGGUUAUGAUGAUUUCGGUGAAUUUAACGACUCCGCUACCGGUGCUUCAGCAGAGGGGGAGGUGCAAGGGCACGAGGUGGAACGCCGCGAUGAAUAUUGGGAUCUUGUGCGGUUUUCCCUGAUUGAAGCGUAUGACAUGUACCACGCGGAGGUGAUAGUCUUGAAGUUGAGAUUGGUGCUGAGUCUGUUGGCAUUGCUAAUGCUCAUUUGGAGCGUUAUUUCUCUGCCGCUGCAAACUGUUGAUCUGCAGAAUGGUGGAUUUGUAAAGACUCUGGUGUCCAGUGUUUUGCCGGAGUGGGUGCCCGCUGUGGCGGGGCUUCACUUUGCGUGGUCAUGCGUUGGUGGAUUGGUUGCUUUCGCCUGCUGGGAGGUGUUUGCCGCUGGCGAGAUGCUUUGCCGUUUGAAUGCGCGUUCCGCCACCAUGUGCGACAGCAUCCUUAAGGAAUGGAGUUGGAAACUUGAUGGAUAA